AUGUCAUUUUACAAGCAACAACAGCAACAACCAUUAUAUCCCUCAACUUUAACUAUAUCAGAAAAUAAUGAACUUUCAUUGCCCUCAUCAUCCUUAAUCAAUAAUAACAACAACAACCUUGUUGCUAAAAAGUACUUUGAAGAUCCAAAUGAAGCUGAUCAUAGCGAUUUGGAACAACCAACAGAUGCAGAAACACUGAGACAAAUGAAUCCAUCAUCACCUACAUCAUCACCUACACAACAACCAUCUGCAUUCAUAAAUGAUAAUUCAGCACCAUCAUCGGCAGCAACUACUGCCGCCAAUAUUGCUCCUGCCUCUAGCAUUGCUACCAAUACUGUAUCGUCAUUACCAAUAAAGGAUGAUGGUCAUUAUGGUGAUAAUGUCAAUCUUCUUCCAAUACCAGGAAGCAAUGGAUCUGCAAAACAUGUUACUUUUAGUGAUGUCGAGAUACAGCAUACAAGGAGAUUCCAUUUGUCAAAUGUCACACAAAACUAUUACAUAUAUAACUGGGAAAUUAAACCAUUCCAACCAUGUGUGACCCAAUUAUCUGGCAAAAUUGCUACUAUUAUUCUUGAACAGCCUUUAUUUAUUCUUUGGACAAAUACAUCAAUUAAAACAAAAAUACAAGCAGAUACAGUCUUAAUUGAAAAUCAAUUUAUUCCAAAUCAUUUUGUACCAUCAAAAAAAUACUUUCUUGAUACAAGUGAUGACAGUGGUUCAACAAUUAAAAACAACAGUGAUUAUGAUUUUUAUUGGUUAAAAGAAGCAUUAAUGGAAGAACCUUUCAAUUUAGGACCAGCUAACAAAGAAAAUCAAGAUUUUCUAUUAAAAGCAGAAAAUGACAUAAGAAUCUGGCCAGAAGUCAAAGGAUUAGAAUGGAUAAUUAAUAGAUGGAAAAAGUAUUAUGAAAAAAACGAAGAUGAAAAGGACAUAAUUGCAAUAAAAAAUGACCCUACAACUAUAGAAAAUAAUAAACAUUUGGUUGGAUUUUUAAUAGGCAUAGAUGAAAAAAAAGUAAUGUCUAAUGUAAAAACUUUUGGUAACAUAAUUGAAUAUGAAGAAUGUAAAGACUUUUCAUUUCAAUUGCAAUGUAAAGAUGUCUUUGACAAUUUAAUAAUGAUGGAAGGUGAAAAAUUAAUUUGGAGGCCAUCAAAUAUUACAAAUGUUUGGCUAAGUUGUGGUUGUAAAGUUAAAAAAGAGAGAACAUCAUUUAAUUUGUAUAUUUCAAAAAGCAAUUUAAUAAAUCAGCAAAAUGAUAUCACCAUUAUUGUCAAGUACUCAAGUAAUCAUAGAAUAUGUCAUUGUAUUUCUGGAACAACAUAUGGACAAUGCCAUGGUAUUAUUAGAGAAGAGUUGGCUAAUGUUGAAGGUCAACCACAAGACAUUAGGAAAAAAGUAUUAAAGGAUCUUGAUGCUGAAAUAAGAUUCACUGGUAAUAGACAAAAUAUUCCUUCAGCAAAUGUUUCUAGAACCAUCAAAUCGAAUGCAAAUGCAUCAGAGGAAUGUAAUUUACUUGAAAAAAUGCAUGUAGCAAUUAUGAAAGCAAAUCAAGCAGAACAUGGUGAUUAUAUUAAAAAAAAUGGGAUGGAUUCAUUAAAGAAAAGAAAAUUAAUGGGAUAUAUUCAAGAACCAAUACAAACACAACCACUUUCAAUAGCAUUUUAUAAUGAAGCAUCUCUUGAAAUACUAUCAUCUUUAUGCUUCAAGAAAUCCUGGCAUAUUUAUAGAUUAUACAGGACAACUCAUUAA
This is a messenger RNA of Entrophospora sp. SA101, 1749 nucleotides long. NCBI's taxonomy places the organism in Eukaryota, Fungi, Glomeromycota, Glomeromycetes, Entrophosporales, Entrophosporaceae. The record is from the annotation of a GenBank genome assembly.